Molecule: messenger RNA, 2477 nt
Organism: Zeugodacus cucurbitae (melon fly)
Lineage: Eukaryota; Metazoa; Arthropoda; Insecta; Diptera; Tephritidae
Gene: IKKepsilon
Product: serine/threonine-protein kinase TBK1
Exons: 9
Coding region: 149-2308 (719 amino acids)
Biological process (GO): peptidyl-serine phosphorylation
Cellular component (GO): cytoplasm
Molecular function (GO): ATP binding; protein serine/threonine kinase activity
Source: RefSeq, a predicted model, not a curated record
CGAUAGAUCUAUCGUAUUUCUUUCACCACUACACCGCUUAUCUUUUGUGAUUCUUGUGGAUCAUUCAAAAGUGAUGUAUUGAAAUUUUAUUUUGGCUAAUUGUAUAUUAUUGUUCUAAGAUUAUUAACCAAUAAAUAGAAUAAGAAUAAUGGCUUUUCUACGAGGGUCGGUUAAUUACGUGUGGUGUACAACGAGUGUACUUGGAAAAGGGGCAACUGGGUCGGUUUACCAAGGAGUAAAUAAAAAUACGGGCGAAUCAGUUGCAGUAAAAACAUUUAAUCCUUACAGUCAUUUACGGCCACCAGAUGUGCAAAUGCGAGAGUUCGAAGCACUGAAAAAGUUACACCAUGAAAAUAUUGUUAAACUUCUGGCCAUCGAAGAAGAUCAAGAAGGCCGGGGUAAGGUAAUUGUCAUGGAAUUGUGUACCGGUGGAAGUCUUUUCAAUAUACUCGAUGACCCCGAAAAUUCUUAUGGAUUACCAGAGAAUGAAUUUCUUUUAGUGCUGGAACAUUUAUGUGCUGGCAUGAAGCAUUUGCGGGAUAAUAAUUUAGUACAUCGUGAUUUAAAACCGGGGAAUAUAAUGAAAUUCAUUUCUGAAGAUGGUCAAACCAUAUACAAGCUAACUGAUUUCGGUGCAGCCCGUGAAUUAGAUGAUAAUCAAGCGUUUGUGUCACUAUAUGGUACAGAGGAAUAUUUACAUCCUGAUAUGUACGAACGUGCUGUGCUGCGUAAACAAAUAAAUCGCUCAUUUACUGCAAAUGUGGACUUAUGGUCAAUCGGUGUCACUCUUUACCAUGUAGCAACUGGCAAUUUGCCUUUCCGCCCUUUUGGAGGUCGUAAAAAUCGCGAAACUAUGCACCAAAUUACCACAAAAAAGGCCUCCGGUGCAAUUUCAGGUACGCAACUUUCCGAAAAUGGACCAAUCGAGUGGUCAACUACGUUGCCUUCAUAUUGUCACUUGUCCGAAGGACUUAAGACGUUAGUGACACCACUACUGGCUGGCUUGUUGGAAAAAAACCGGGAGAAAACUUGGUCCUUUGAUCGUUUCUUCCAGGAAGUCACAUUAAUUUUGCGUAAAAUCGUUUUGCAUGUAUUUUUCACAAAUCGCACCAGUUCUGUUGAGGUCUAUCUUGAACCAGAUGAACAAAUUGACAACUUUCGUGAACGCGUCUUCCUGCAAACCGAAGUACCCAUAGAAAAACAAAUAUUGUUGUUCAAUAAUGAGCAUUUGGAAAGAAAAGUGACGUCCGCUUCCAUAUCUAAAGCCUUCCCCAAAACGACAACAGAAAAUCCAAUAUUCUUAUAUAGUAAUGAUGACAACAAUGUGCAACUGCCACAACAAUUGGAAUUACCUAAGUUUCCUGUAUUCCCAACUAACGUCUCAGUUGAAAAUGAUGCCAGCCUUGCUAAGGCUGCUUGUAGUGUUGGCCAUGAAUGCAAGCGACGUAUUGAUACUUUUUCAUCCAUGGAUAUUUUAAUGAAGCGUUCUGUAGAACAAUUCAUAGCAAUGUUAAUAACAACUAUAACUUUACUACUAAAAAAAACCAAACAUUUGGAGAAUUUACUCACAACCACACUUGAUUAUGCAGAUGCAGUUAAACGCAUUGGGAAUUUGACAAAAUCAGACAAUGAACUUAAACCAAUAGUUUCAACUCUGCAUGGUCUCAAACCCAACUUCGAUGAUGCUGCCGACGUUAUUAUGCAAAUGUAUAAACAUUUCGUCGCUGAAGAUGCUCUAAAUGACCAGUGGUCAUCUUCUAUGCACGGCAAGCGGUGCCCUUGUCGCACUAGAGCCAGCCCGCGUGCAAAGUACUUGGUGGAGCGGCUGCGUGAUUCCUGGCAACAUUUGCUGCGUGAUCGCGCAACGCGCACCCUCACAUACAAUGAUGAGCAAUUCCAUGCUUUGGAAAAGAUAAAAGUGUUUCGUAAUGGCGAUCGCAUCAAAGCAUUGCUAAUUGAUGACGUUAAACCCGCCGUAGCGCAAAUGGCCGAAUGUCUAGCCGAUUGGUAUAAAUUAGCGCAAACCGUCUAUCUUAAAACGCAAAUAUUGGAAAAGGACGUACGCGACUAUGAGUGUAAAUUAAAUGACUUGCGUGAUGAGUUGUAUCACUUGAAGUCGGAAAUGAAAGUUGAUGAAAAUACUAAAGCGACUACAAAUAAUAACAAAAAGUCAUCAAAGAACAUACAAAAAAGUAUUAUUAAGAAAAUGCACAAACAACAUGAAGAAGUGUUACAAAUAAUGGCUCAAAAUGCUAUGCUUAUUAAUCGCUUGAAGGAUUUGGGCAUUGAUUGUGGCGGCGUGAAGUAGUUUGAAACCGUGAAAAGUAAAACUUAAUAAGUAUUUUAUUUCAAAAAAACUGUGAAAAAACUACGGGUUUAUUGGAGGUUCUAUGAAUUUAUUGUUUUUACAUACGAAAAUCUAAACCUUUUUGUAUUAUAUUAUAUUUACAGUAAAUGACAAAAUAUUAUAUACAUUU